This is a messenger RNA of Chara braunii, 2098 nucleotides long. The record is from the annotation of a GenBank genome assembly. Lineage: Eukaryota; Viridiplantae; Streptophyta; Charophyceae; Charales; Characeae.
UCGGUCGUCCUCCCGGAAAAUGGGACGUGGACGGACCUUGAACUAGCAUACCAAACCGUAAUGCUGGAAGGGGAGGACGCGUUCCUAUGGAUAGAGACGAUGUGGGCUAAUGUCAGCUUGACRAGGUUGUCGCCAAGAUUAAUGGAUCUGGAGUUCCGAGGGACAGUGGAAGCCCGGGGGUGGGUCUACUUGUCGCAAGACGGGGAGAAUGCUAUGGUCAUAGAAUUGGCACUCGGGAAUACGCCGGAUGAAUUGUUUAGGAAGGCAGAAGCGGAGGUUGUAUGGGUUGCGUGUCAACGGAGGGAAAUGGAAAUGGAGAGGGUAGAUGUGCGGGUGGAACUUGGGGAUAGAGGGAGCAUGAGGCGACCCGUUAGAACCAUGCGAUGCGUGUUGCCUCCCUUCCUGGUGGACGCAGUUUUCGGAACCCGGAGCAGGGAAUCGCCAAGGCGACAAUGGCAGCAAGACGUGUGSGAAUGGAACGCCAGCCACGUGUGCGAAUGGAACGUCAGCCCCGAACUAGGCAGAAUGGCAACGGAGGAUGAGACGGAUAACCAUAAGGGCGAAGGAGGGCCAGGCUUAGGAGGCAGUGCCGCACAAAGUGAAGAAGGGCAGAAAGACAGAGAAUCGAUAAAUCCAGAUGGUACCAAAGGGAACCGGAAGGAAAUCUCCUCAGGGGAAAGCUCGGGAAAAGCCGGAGGAAGCAGGCAAGGGACUCAGGAGACCAAGGAAGGCAGGAAUAAGGAUAGGACAAGCCCCCGGAGUUCAGAGGGAGCUGUGUCAAAGAAAGUAAGGGUCACGGAUGCGAGGCGCAAACUAGCAGAGAUAGAAAAGAGGACCGCAGAGUACAAGGCAAGAUUGAUUGAGGAAAUGAUGACUGGGAACGAAGAAGGCCCUCUGCAGGAGGAGCCGCAGGACGAACGAAAAACCAGCCGAGGAGGAACUGGACAAGGGGAUAAGGGUAGCGACCGUGGGGGAACGCCGAGCAAAAGAAGGAAAGAAAGAGAGAACUCUCCGGGGAUGGAAGCGGAGAAAGCUACAAACCCACCAGCCAUAGAUAGUAGGGCUAGCCGUCUGCCGACCACGCCGGCAGUAACGCGGGGGUGUGAAGGGCUCUGGAGCCUCAGGGAAAGGGUGUUGGGAUGGUUCGACCCGGAAGGAACUACAAAGACUAGGGAGGGACAGAAGGCCGGCAAGGAAGGUCCGGAUAACAGUAUGGCAGGCGAGGCCAGUAGCUCCGAGGGCGGCCUUAGGAAGAUAGUGUCGUCCCUCGCGCGAACACAAAACAAAAAUCAAGGCUACUUAGCGGACGCUAAGAAAAAGUUGACGUUUGACGGGGCGAACAUCACGGAAUUCCUGAUAGAUUACGAGAAUCUGGCCGCGCUGCUAAAAUGGACCGAAGAAGAAAAAAUGGACCACCUGGGGCAGCAUGUGUCUUUGAGCUUGGGACGGGACAUAAUGGCCAUCGUAGCCGCUAGCCGAUCCURGAAGGAAACCCGGGAUGUGAUGAUGAGAAAGUACCUAGCAGCGGAGAAGAUGGCUACGGAGGCCGACCUAGCGGCAGUCCAGAGGAAAAACUUCUCAACGUACAAUGAUUUCCUACGGGAGUUUACUCUGGUAGCACUAAGGAUCCCGGGAGUAACGGAUCGGAUAAUAAGCAAAUACUUCCUUAGGCAGUUCUUCGAGUUCGACAAAGACAAGAUUCUGUCGGCCUACCAGCAGAUGAGCAAGUUCGUAAAUACCAGGGAUGUUGAUUUUAGCACAGUAACGGAUCUGGCCGAAAAGACAGUAGUGACCGAGACAUUGGCCUUGCUUAAGGAAGGGAAGGUCAUAGACCUGACCGGGAGAACAGGAGACAAGGUAAAGAAGGGGAUCGAAAGUCUACAUGAACGGGUGCACGGAGUCGACAACAAGAUUGAAAGGAUGGAGAGAGCACUAUUGGUUAUGCAGGCGCAAGUAUCCCGACCCCCCCUCCCUCCCCAGGAAGCCGUAGUUCCACCGGGUGUAGCCAAUCGGGGAUUUGGACGGAGAGAUCCUGCUAACGAGCAAUGCAAGUACUGAACCACGAUGGGACAUUAUGUACGCGCAUGUCCAAAGCUUA